Daphnia pulicaria is the source of this 768-nucleotide messenger RNA. RefSeq lists its product as uncharacterized. Bases 74 to 667 code for a protein of 197 amino acids. Lineage: Eukaryota; Metazoa; Arthropoda; Branchiopoda; Diplostraca; Daphniidae. The record is from RefSeq and is a predicted model, not a curated record. The transcript is spliced from 2 exons.
UCUUAUUACCAGAAGACUUUCAACCAUCACACGAAACGUUUUUGACUUACCACUUCUAACUUCAACAAAAAAAAUGCACGUUGAAAUUGUUUGCACAUUUCUUCUAACAUUUUUUCUUGUCGUUCACGCUCAAAUGAGUGAAGCAAACAAGAAUGAAGAAUCUGACGCGCGCAUAUUUCUUAGUACGUUCACCGUUAUCCUUUCCACCGUAACAUCUACUACAACAAUAGGAACAACUACCACUUGCACAACUUCUUCUUCUGCUAUGGCGGCAUGUUCAGUUGGAGGAAGACGUCGUCGUGGUAUCUUAAUAUCCGAGAAAGAUAAGCAAGCUAGUGCUCGCAAAGGCCUUUUCUAUAACGAAGAUGAGAGCGAGUUAAAUGACGGCAGUAUCUCCAUGCCCGUUAUCCAGGUCAAGAGGUCCGUGGAAACAUCAGAGAAAACUACAAGUUCUUCACUGAUCACCGUUGACAAUACCAACCUUAUACCCCUAACCAUUCAGUCAGGAUUUAGUCUUCCAGGUGAGUUCUCUAACGGUACUCCUCGUUUCAAGUUGGCUUACGGUACUUCAACUAUCAUCACUACCGCAACAUCGACUGCAACUCGCUCCUUAUUUAUUUUCUGCAACAGCAUAACUAAUUACGGGACUUGUUCCGGAUCUGGUUAAGCGUUACUAAGAGAAAGAAGAUUAUUCUAAAUCUGGCCGAAAUUUUAAACGUUCUAUAUUUACGACUCAUUGCUGUGGCGGUUUCUAAAUGACAACUUCUA